CGUCACCGUCCCGUCCGCGUCGUCUGUGGGCGGGCAGGCCCUGGGUGCUGGUGGACGGGCGUGCCGCUGGUGGUCAUGGCUACUCGCCGAGCUCUGCACUUCGUAUUCAAAGUGGGAAACCGCUUCCAGACGGCGCGUUUCUAUCGUGAUGUCCUGGGGAUGAAGGUUCUGCGGCAUGAGGAAUUUGAAGAAGGCUGCAAAGCUACCUGUAAUGGGCCUUAUGAUGGGAAAUGGAGUAAAACAAUGGUGGGAUUUGGACCUGAGGAUGAUCAUUUUGUUGCAGAACUAACUUACAAUUAUGGCGUCAAAGACUACAAGCUUGGCAAUGACUUUAAGGGCAUCACAGUCGCUUCUAGCCAGGCUGUCAGCAAUGCCCAGAAGCUGAAGUGGCCACUCACUGAAAUUGCAGAAGGUGUUUUUGAAACUGAGGCCCCAGGAGGAUAUAAGUUCUAUCUGCAGAAUCGAAGUCCACCUCAGUCAGAUCCUGUAUUAAAAGUAACUCUAGCCGUGUCUGAUCUUCAGAAGUCCUUGAACUACUGGUCUAAUCUACUGGGAAUGAAAAUUUAUGAAAAAGAUGAAGAGAAGCAAAGGGCUUUGCUUGGCUAUGCUGAUAACCAGUGUAAGCUGGAGCUACAGGGCAUCAAGGGUGCAGUUGAUCAUGCAGCAGCUUUUGGAAGAAUUGCCUUUUCUUGUCCCCAAAAAGAGCUGCCUGACUUAGAAGACUUGAUGAAAAGGGAGAAGCAGAAGAUUCUGACUCCCCUGGUGAGUCUGGAUACCCCCGGGAAAGCAACGGUACAAGUGGUCAUUCUGGCCGACCCUGAUGGACAUGAAAUUUGCUUUGUGGGGGAUGAAGCAUUUCGAGAACUUUCUAAGGUGGAUCCAACAGGAAACAAGUUGUUGGAUGACGCAAUGGCAGCAGAUAAAAGUGAUGAAUGGUUUGCUAAACAAAUUAAACGUAAAUAGAAGACAUCACGUGGAACAAGCAUUUACGAUUCCUGUCUAUCACCUGCGAGGUUUGAUGUGUCCAUUCAUAAUAAAUGCUCUCACAACUUGGUUGUUUCCUGUAUAGGCAAGGAAGCUGGGGUGGUGAAGAUUUGUGUAUUUUAAUCUUUGAAAGCUCUGAUAUGUUUUAGGUAUAAAUCCUUUUAUUGUCAGUCCAGUUAGAGGAGAACUCUGACUGUAAUCUUCACUGUCACUUGAAUGGCCCAAUGUGUAUAACCAUAUUAAAUUAGUAAUAAAUUAUUUUCCAGCCUGGGGCAGCUAUAUGGGACAUUACCCUUGGUUUGGGAUGGAAGGAAUUUUAAUAAGCAUGUGGAUUUUAUGAAAAACUUAUUUGUAAAAUAAAUUUUGUUCCUUGAACCAAAAUAUUUAAUUAACAUUCCCACAUUCCUUGCUUUAAAAUUUUGAGUAGCCAGAAAAAACAGACAGAAGGAUCUUAUGUGUUGUGUAGCUAUACACCUGGCUCUGUGCUAGUUUCCUUAUAUAAUUUUUUAAAAUCUUCACAAAAAGAGAACACAUUAAAUUUCUUUAAAAUGGAUUAGACGA
Molecule: messenger RNA, 1545 nt
Organism: Eptesicus fuscus (big brown bat)
Lineage: Eukaryota; Metazoa; Chordata; Mammalia; Chiroptera; Vespertilionidae
Gene: GLOD4
Product: glyoxalase domain containing 4
Exons: 9
Coding region: 76-963 (295 amino acids)
Source: RefSeq, a predicted model, not a curated record